This is a messenger RNA of Setaria italica (foxtail millet), 4263 nucleotides long. RefSeq names its product WD40 repeat-containing protein HOS15. Gene Ontology annotation, cellular component: histone deacetylase complex. The coding region runs from base 2141 to 3814 and encodes 557 amino acids. NCBI's taxonomy places the organism in Eukaryota, Viridiplantae, Streptophyta, Magnoliopsida, Poales, Poaceae. Gene Ontology annotation, molecular function: transcription corepressor activity; protein binding. The transcript is spliced from 16 exons. The record is from RefSeq and is a predicted model, not a curated record. Gene Ontology annotation, biological process: regulation of transcription by RNA polymerase II.
CUCUCUUCACAUCUCCGGUCUCUCUCUCUCUUAUUGGGGAAUGGCGGCGGGUGGAGAGCAUCUCCGUCGCCGCCGGCGAGGUGUGGUGCGGCGGGCGUCGCGUGACGCCCCAAGGUUGCGAAGGAUCUGGUGCUACACCGCCUCCUCCAUGCGGUCAACGGCGAGCCACUACUGCCCACAAAUGCUACCGGGGCGGGAACUGUGGUGCGACGAGUGUCGGCCGUGCAGCACGGAGGGGCGGAGCAUCCUCUGCGAUGCCCAGCUCUUCCCAUGCGGUCAACGGCAAGCCGCCAUCUCCCCCGAAGCCUACCUCUCCUCCCGGCGCAGAUUUGGCUCGGUGGCAACGCAGGGGUCGCCAAGGCCUUGGCCUUCACUGUCCAGCCCAGAAUUGAGUCGGAUAAUUAGACCACUUGCUCCAGCAAGUAGGGUUGAUGAUGUGAAAUAAGGGCUCAUCGAAGAGUUAAACAAGAAGUUCAAGUCAGAGUUCAACACGACCUGAAUUAGGCAAUAAUAUAGGUAGGAAUUAGGCUGGUGGAGGGCUAGGUACGUAUACUCUCUAUUCCUGAUGCUUCCUUAUAUCUUACUAUUUUUAAGGGGGCGGUGGCUAGUUAUAAAACAUGCAGAAGUAGUCAAUAAACACGGCUCUAAACUAGGCAAAAGUACGCAUUUCUGUGAGCAAUAAAAUGAAUGUGUUUGAUGCAGUUUUAGUCGAUUCCAUCUUCUAUUUUUUCAGCCUGCACAACAUAAGAGUAAAUACUAUGUUCAGUCAUCCUGGGAGCACAUAUUCGAACUCUAUUAGGCAAUUAUAUGGUUCUUAAUUAUGCAAUAAUAUGUUUUGAAAUAGCAAAAUAGUGUACUUCACCAUGCUAUAAAGGGGCAUUGCUCUCGCUGGGGUUUUUGUAAAGGCUAACUUUGUGUUUCUAUGAAGGAGCAUUUUGUAUAAUCUGUACAGUGCUGGCUGGCACAAGGGGUUGGUUUGGUUUACUCAUGAACAGUUAUACAGUGUGUAACUAGGGUGGUCCAAUUUAUAAUCUAGGCAAUUUAGUGUAUGCAACUCAAGCGUUUUAUAUGAAAUCAAAAGCAAUUUUAUAUGGUUUGCUAGUUUUUAUAUUCUUGUUUAUCAUUUCUGGCACAUGCAUGCAUUUUAUAUGAGUAUUCUCCACAUGCAAGUUAAAUGGUUUCAUGCAUUUAAUUUCUCAUGUUCAAUAGGCAAUUAUAUGAUCAUGUGGUAGGUAAGAAAAUGGACAGGAGCAUGCAAUUUUUUUUAUAUUGUGGGUUUGUGCAAAAACAAGUUCAGUAGGGAAUUUUAUGGUCCAUAUCAUGCAAUCUUUUGGUUACAAACAAGCAAAUCAAUCCAAUUGCCAAUGCAAUUUCAGAUGACCUUUUUUUUAUUUUUUUAGGUGCUUCUGUUGAUUAUCAUGAUACAUCUUUUCACUUCAACCAACUUAUUUUUGUUUGUUUGAUCUUUUUAUUAUGUGCUACAUGCUAACUGAUUUGGUUCAAUUUUCUCAUUGUACCGACAGGUCAUGAAAGGAGCUCACUAGCUAUGCAAAUCUGGGGGGGGGGCAAAUCUGUAAAUAGCCUAUUGUAAUUUUUUUUUUGCAAAUUAGGUUCAUGUACUUCCAUAUGAGAAAAUUUGGGACCCGUGCCUUUUUUUUUUGAAUGUGUGAGUAUUUCUUGCUGUGCAUCGGUAGUAAUAUGCCGAGAAAAUUACGUGGACCCGAUAGACACCUCGUGUUACUCGCCCCAAGGCUCUGUGCGUGCCAGUAGGUUGUACUGUAAAAGGAAAGUUGGACCCGACUGUAUUUUUUUUUUCAAAAAGGAACGGCCGUGCGGCCGGCCUAAUUUACGGCCGGCCGUACCUUAGCCGGGGUCCUAUUUUCUUUGUAUGCUUUGCGCUUCGCGUAUUGAAGAUUUAUUUAAAAUUUGAAACCUCAAAUGUACGCUCUCUAACUAACAUGGGCCGAAAUCUGAUUUGCGGCCCAGACGCCGACCUCCAUCGGGUAACUGACCACCCCAGUUACACCCCACACCGCUCCUACAACACCCGCAUCCGCAUCGGCCCCGGCCAUUCUUGCCCUCGCUGAUUGCCCGUCUACACCUCCACCGCUUCGCCGGCGCCCGCCCGCGCCGUCCGACCAUGGGGGUGCUCACGGCUGCGGAGCUCAACUACCUCGUCUUCCGCUACCUGCAGGAGUCCGGUUUCAUUCAUGCUGCCUUUACUCUAGGGUAUGAAGCAGGGAUCCAUAAGGGUGGCAUUGAUGGAAAUGCAGUCCCACCUGGUGCUCUCAUCACUGUUGUGCAGAAAGGCCUCCAUUACAUAGAACUGGAAUCAAAUACCGAAGAGAAUGAUGAAGAAAUUGAGAAGGAUUUUGCCCUUCUGGAACCACUUGAAAUCAUCACAAAGGAUGUUGAAGAGUUGCAACAGCUUGUGAAGAAGAGAAAAAGGGAGAGAUCUCAAACCGACCGUGAGAAGGAUAAGGGAAAAGAGAAAGAACGUAAUGAGGAGCAUGAACGGCGUCCUGGAGGUGAACGCGAGAGGGAUCGCCAUGACAAGGAAAAAGAACAGGUGAGGGAGAAAGAUAAAUCUGAAAAAGACAGGGAGCAUGAGAAGGAAAAGGAGAAAGAAAAGCAGCAUACAGAACGUAUUGAUAAGGUUAAGCAUGAGGAAGAUUCUCUUGCUGGUGGAGGUCCCACUCCAAUGGAUGUAAGUGUAACUGCUCAGGAGAUUUGUAGCACCGAUGUGACUGUUUUGGAAGGGCACAGUUCAGAGGUGUUUGCUUGUGCCUGGAGUCCAACUGGUUCUCUUCUAGCUUCUGGGUCAGGAGACUCAACAGCUAGAAUCUGGACAAUUCCAGAUGGUCCAUGUGGUUCCAGCAUGCAAUCAUCCCUUCCGGGUGUUCAUGUUUUGAAACAUUUUAAAGGUCGGACCAAUGAGAAGAGCAAGGAUGUCACUACACUUGACUGGAAUGGUGAAGGUACACUAUUGGCUACAGGCUCCUACGAUGGGCAAGCAAGAAUAUGGAGUAGAGAUGGAGAGCUGAAGCAGACAUUGUUCAAACACAAGGGGCCUAUAUUUUCGUUGAAAUGGAAUAAGAAAGGAGAUUUUCUCCUAAGUGGAAGCGUUGAUAAAACUGCUAUUGUUUGGGACACAAAGACAUGGGAGUGCAAGCAGCAGUUUGAAUUUCAUUCAGCUCCAACACUAGAUGUUGACUGGAGAAAUAAUAACUCCUUUGCAACAUGCUCAACUGACAACAUGAUCUAUGUUUGCAAGAUUGGGGAACAGCGUCCAGUUAAAGCAUUCAGUGGUCAUCAGAGUGAAGUUAAUGCUAUCAAGUGGGAUCCAACUGGUUCCUUUUUGGCUUCAUGUUCUGAUGACUGGACAGCAAAGAUUUGGAGUAUGAAGCAAGAUAAGUGUGUAUUUGAUUUUAAGGAGCAUACCAAGGAAAUAUAUACUAUUCGGUGGAGCCCAACAGGCCCAGGAACAAACAAUCCUAAUCAGCAGUUGCUUUUGGCUAGCGCAUCUUUUGAUUCUACUAUCAAGCUUUGGGAAGUAGAGCAAGGACGCCUUUUGUACAGCCUUGCUGGCCAUAGGCAACCAGUGUAUUCUGUUGCAUUUAGCCCUGAUGGCGAAUACUUAGCGAGUGGGUCCCUGGAUCAGUGCCUGCACAUCUGGUCUGUGAAAGAAGGCAGGAUCCUCAAGACCUACAGAGGGACUGGAGGCAUCUUUGAAGUGUGCUGGAACAAGGAAGGCAGCAAGAUUGCGGCCUGUUUCUCGAACAACACCGUCUGCGUGAUGGAUUUCAGGAUGUAGUUCAUCCAGUACGGUAGUGCAUCUCAGGCCAAAAACAGGGCUAGAUAUGUCCCUCCCACGGAUGUGGGAAGGGCGGCAUUAUUAGCUUAUAAUGUAUACAUCUUAGGUGGCUUUAGUUUCUCCGUCCAUGUACAGUUUUCUUCCGGUUGCUCUGACCAGUGUAGCUAUGUUGUAGUGCAGAAGUCUUAACAGGGGUUUAGUCGUAUGGAUGGAAAUGUUUUGCUCAUCAUCCUUCUGAACGCAUUGCAGUCACUGGCCGGACUUGUUACUCCCUCCGUCCUUGAUUUGUCUUUUCUAGAUUCAUGUUUAGAUCUAAAAAUUACCAAAACGAUCUAUAAUUUUGGGCCGGAGAGAGUACUUGAUUAGCAUGUUACUGCACAUGCUGUAGCGUUGUACUUCGAUUUUGUUGCCUUUUUCAUGAUAUAAAGUAGCACAGUUUAGACUGGAAA